This is a messenger RNA of Prunus mume (Japanese apricot), 1006 nucleotides long. RefSeq names its product DTW domain-containing protein. NCBI's taxonomy places the organism in Eukaryota, Viridiplantae, Streptophyta, Magnoliopsida, Rosales, Rosaceae. The record is from RefSeq and is a predicted model, not a curated record.
UAUAAAGCAAGCGAGCUCCUCAUAUGUCCAUAAUUUAACAUUGACAUGGAAUGAUGGAACCAGAAGAAGACAUCCACAUCUCCGACAGCGCCGCCGCCGAUCCACCGCCGCGUGGGCCCAGGCCCAUAUGCAACAACUGCACCCGACCCGGCCCGGUCUGUCUCUGCCACUCUCUCCCGGCCCAGCCCAUCAAAACCCAGACCCAAAUCGUAAUCCUCCACCACCCCCACGAAGCCAAUCACAAGCUCUCCACAACCCCAAUCCUCACCAAAUGCCUCUCCAACUCCACCGCCAUUGUUGCGCGCAAGCUCAAGCCAGGCCUCUCCCCGCUCCUCGACCAAUCACCGCCCGCCAUCUACCUCUUCCCCCAAACCAAAGCCUCACCCGCCGUCAGCCUAUCAGACCUCCCCAGCUCACCCGUCUCCAAACACUCCCCUCUGGUGCUUAUCGCCUUCGACGCCACGUGGAAGCAUGCCAGGGAGAUGGUCAAAGCCAGCGAGGGGUUUUUGUCGACGUUUGCGAGCAGGGUUUGUUUGGAUGUGGAUGAGAGUGCGAGUGGUGGGAGCAUUUACGACUCGGAGUUGGUUUUGCGGAAAGAGCCGUUUGGUGGGUGCGUGAGUACCAUGGAGGCUGUGGCCAGGGCCUUGGGUGUGAUUGAGCCCAAUGGGGCCGAGAUUGAGGCCAGGCUUAUAAGGGUUUUGAGGGACAUGGUGGCUUCGCAGGCCCGGUAUCUUAAGACGCCCGCAAAGCCCAGGCCCAAGUUGUUGAAGAAAGGCAAGGAGAAACAGUGGCUCAAGAAUGAAAGUAAGAGUGAGAGUGUGGGCGAGAGUGACCCGAUAUCGGGUCACGGGCAACUUUAGGCCCGCACCCGAGUCCAAGCCCGUCGGUAAAUUGGGCUGACCCGCCACUCUUGUGUAAAAGUGUUUUCUUAUUCGAACCAUCCCAAUUUUUGGUACCUUUUUUUUUUUUUUUUCCUUGAACUGAAAAUGUAUUGGAUCAAAGAAAA